CAAAGUACAAGUUGAUCAUAUAUAAUGUAUAAAUAUAUUGAGCUCCUCAUGAAACAAACUCACUUGUAUUAACAAUUCAUAGUUGUCAAUCAAAUCUUUUUCCUACAUUACAUGUUUGAUAUUUCUCUCUCUUUUUUUGCUCAAUUCAAAUAUCAAAAAAAUGGAUUUCAUACUAAGUUCCACACUUUCCUACCUAUAUUUCACAUUAUCUCUAUUUCUCCUUUUCAAAUUUCUCAACCCAACCAAAAAAAUAAAUCAAAAAAGUCAUUCCAAACUUCCACCAGGUCCUUCACCACUUCCCAUAAUAGGGAACCUUUUAAACCUAGGCAAUAAACCACACCAUUCUUUAGCAAACCUUUCCAACAUUCAUGGCCCAAUAAUGACACUAAAAUUAGGCCAAAUAACAACCAUAGUAGUUUCAUCAUCAGACAUAGCAAAAGAAAUUCUCCAAACACAUGACAACUUACUCUCAAACCGAACUGUCCCGGACGCACUAUCCGUUCUCAACCACGACCAAUAUAGUUUAUCUUUUAUGCGUGUUUCGCCUCGUUGGCGUGACCUAAGAAAAAUUUGCAAUAAUCAGUUGUUUUCGAGUAAAACACUCGAUUCGAGCCAAGCGCUAAGGCGUAGGAAAUUACAAGAUUUUCUUGAUGACAUUGAAAAGUGUAGUGAAAAUGAGGAAGCUGUGGAUAUUGGAAGAGUUGCUUUUAAGACGACGGUUAAUUUGUUGUCGAAUACUUUUUUCUCGACGGAUUUUGUGAAUUCGGCCGAGGAGGCUGGAGAGUACAAGAAGAUUAUUGUGAGUAUAUUGAAGGAAGUUGGAACGCCGAAUUUGUCGGAUUAUUUUCCUAGGUUGAAGUUUUUUGACUUGCAGGGUAUUAGAAGGCGUUCAGUUGUUUCUGUUAAUAAGGUUUUAAGUAUUUUUAGGAGAUUUGUUGGGGAAAGGUUGAAAAUGAGGGAAGGUACUGGUUGUAUUGGAAAUGAUGAUAUGCUUGAUGCUUUACUUAAUAUUUCUUUAGAUGAUGGGAAGAUUGAGAUGGAUAAAGAUGAGAUUGAACAUUUGUUACUGAACUUAUUUGUUGCAGGAACAGAACCAGCAACAUAUACACUAGAAUGGGCAAUGGCAGAGUUAAUGCACAAUUCAGAAAUCAUGAGAAAAGUACAAAAGGAACUCGAACAAGCUGUUGGCAAAGGUAUUGCAAUACAAGAAACAGACAUAGCCAAACUACCUUACAUGCAAGCAGUCAUAAAAGAGACAUUUCGUUUACAUCCAGCAGUUCCGUUUUUACUUCCUCGUAAAGCCGAAACAGAUGUCAAAAUUGGUGACUAUAUUAUUCCAAAAGAUGCACAAAUUUUGGUUAAUGCUUGGAUUAUUGGUAGAGACCCAAAUAAAUGGGAUAAUCCCAAUGUUUUUCUACCAGAGAGGUUUUUGGAUUGUGAAAUUGAUGUUAAAGGACAUCAUUUUGAGCUUAUUCCAUUUGGGUCUGGUAGAAGAAUUUGUCCUGGUUUACCUUUGGCUAUUAGAAUGUUGCCUUUGAUGUUGGGAUCUUUGAUUAAUUGCUUUAGUUGGAAACUUGAAGAUGGAUUGAAUGUUGAUGAUUUGAAUAAGGAAGAUGAAUAUGGGAUAACUUUGGAAAAAUCUCAACCUGUUAGAAUUGUUCCAAUCAAAUUGACGGAAAAUAAUUAUAUGUUGUAAUUGCGUUAAUGUAGUAAUCAUUCUUGACCGCCUGAUUAAAAAUGAAGUUGAGAUUAAAACAGUUUUCAAUCUACAUUGAUCAAUUAGGACCGUCUUAUCACUUUUGAACGGCCAAAAUUUAUUACUGCGUGUAACUAUAGGAAGCAGUUACGGCAGACAAUCCUGAUCCCAAGUUGAAUAAACAGUAUAGUGCAGUA
Messenger RNA from Trifolium pratense (red clover), 1893 nucleotides. RefSeq names its product geraniol 8-hydroxylase-like. The record is from RefSeq and is a predicted model, not a curated record. Lineage: Eukaryota; Viridiplantae; Streptophyta; Magnoliopsida; Fabales; Fabaceae. Gene Ontology annotation, molecular function: heme binding; iron ion binding; monooxygenase activity. The transcript is spliced from 2 exons. Bases 161 to 1696 code for a protein of 511 amino acids.